UUUAUGUGUGUUUGCAAUAGCUUGCUCUGUGUAUAACUGAAUUGAACUGUGCAUUGAUAAGCACUGUUUCAGGUUUCUACCUACAUAACAUAAGCAAAAUGGUGAACUGUGGCCUAUUGACACACAAUAAUGAACCAGUUCCACUGAAGCACAUCGAGGUGGAUUUGCAGGUACAAGGUCAUGCAGCAACAGUGACUUCCACCCUCAAGUAUAUAAAUGAGGAAGAGUGCCCCCUGGAGGCUGUGUUUGUCUUCCCCAUGCCUUCAGGAGCUGCUGUCUGCCAUUUCAGUGUCAAGAUUGCAGAUCAGGAGAUAGUGGCUGAGCUGCAGGAGAAACAGGAGGCGCGGGAGCAGUACGAUGAUGCACUGAGUUCAGGUCAACAGGCUUUCCUGCUGGAGGAGAGUGAGGAGUCUGUGGAUGUGUUCAGGCUGAGUGUGGGGUCUCUGCCUCCACACCAGAGUGCAGCCGUCACCUUCAUCUAUAUCAUUGAGCUGAGUGUGCAGGCUGAUCAUUCACUGCAAUUCUGCCUGCCUGCAGUGCUCAAUCCUCGUUACUCACCAGCCGGUACAGGUGGUGGUAUAGUGUCAGAGAUAAUAUCAAGUUCCACUGGUGUUCCCUAUUCUCUUUCUUUUAUUGCACAUGUGAGCUCUCCAAACCCCAUCACUAAAGUGGAGUCCAAGUGUCCUCUAGAGCCCCUGACAUUCCUCAACACAGAGCACACAAAGGCAAAGGUAAGCCUUACCACAGGUCAUAAGUUUGACAGAGAUGUUGAGCUGUAUGUAUAUUAUCAGAAUCCCCAUCAGCUCACUGCUAUAGUGGAGGCUGGAGCACCGACAGCACAGCCAGGUACUCUAAUGGGAGACGCUGCAGUCAUGCUUAGUUUUUAUCCUGAGUUCCCUGAGUCAGUCAUGUCCUCCACAUCAUCAUGUGGUGAGUUUGUGUUUGUUAUGGACAGAUCUGGUAGUAUGGCCUGCAGAAUGCAUAACGGACCACAUGUCCAACAACGCAUCAUGUGUGCCAGGGACACUCUGCUCCUGCUGCUGAAGAGUCUUCCCAUGGGCUGUUACUUCAACAUCUAUGGCUUUGGCUCUCACUUUGAAUCAUUCUUCCCGAAAAGUCUGCAGUACAGUCAGGACACUAUGGACCAGGCUGUGAAAAAGGUAAAUGAGAUGCAAGCAAACAUGGGGGGCACAGAGAUUCUGCGACCUCUGGAACACAUUUACAAGCAGCCGUGCAUCCCCAACCACCCAAGACAGCUGUUUAUAUUUACAGAUGGUGAAGUAGGAAAUACCAGAGCUGUUCUUCACUGUGUGAGAAACAAUGCUGAUUUUCACAGAUGUUUCUCAUUUGGGAUUGGUGAAGGAGCAAGUUCUGCACUCAUUACAGGGUUGGCUGAGAAUGGCUCUGGCCACGCCCAAUUCAUCACAGGAACGGAACGCAUGCAGGCCAAAGUAAUGCAGUCUCUUCGCUAUGCUUUACAACCAGCAGUAACUAAUAUCACUGAGGAUUGGACUGGUUUGUCCUUCAUCCGUCUGAGCCCCCCGAUUAAAACACUUUUCCAUGGGCAAAGAGCACUGAUUUAUGCUCAGUUAAAAGGAGAGGAUUGUAAAAAACCAAAUGCUAUGGGGAAAAUAACAGUGCAGUACCUAAUAGGAGAUCUGGAGGUCUCAAACACUGUCCACUUCUCCAUGAAGCCUUCAGAGGACAGCGGACUGGCCAUCCACAGGUUGGGUGCUCGCUCUCUGGUCCGCUCGCUGGAAAGGGAAGAGCAGGAUGAUGGAACUAAUAAAGAGGCUCUAAAGGCCAGAGUAGUGGAACUGAGUAAACAGUCUGGAGUAAGCAGCUCACACACUGCCUUCAUAGCUGUCAAUAAGGGCAGUGGACAAGCUGUGAAAGGACCAGUGGUGACCAGGAGAGUUCCUAUAAGUCAGUAUUUUUUUUUUUCUGUGUGUCAAUUCACCCAACCAGAAUUUAUAUUGUUAAUGUAUAUUUGCAGUACUAUGAGAAAUAAUAAGGGCAGCAUUCACAGCUUUGGAGUCUUUUAUGCAUAAACAUCUAAAACAGGACAUAUAGAAAACUCACAUAAUAAAAACUAACAUGUUUUACUA
Molecule: messenger RNA, 2108 nt
Organism: Clarias gariepinus (North African catfish)
Lineage: Eukaryota; Metazoa; Chordata; Actinopteri; Siluriformes; Clariidae
Product: von Willebrand factor A domain-containing protein 5A-like
Exons: 13
Coding region: 99-2051 (650 amino acids)
Source: RefSeq, a predicted model, not a curated record